GCUCGGAUCUCGGCUGCUCUGCGAUAACUCCGCUUCAUCUCGGCGGUGGCGGCAUAUCAGCACGGAAAAAUAAAAUGGAAGUGUAGGGAGCGGGGCGACGCUUCCAGAGGAUACGGCGGAGUUUGUUGUUGGGGCUGCGCGACUUUCCAUGCUGAUGGACGGAGCCGUUUAACGGGCCUGUCUCUCUAUCUCCCUCUCCCUCUCUCAUUGUCGCUAUUUGUGCUAGCUUAGCUAGUUAGCUUGCUAGGCUAGGUUACAGUAGAAGCGCUUGGAGAAGUGGCUAAGUGCAACAUUAGCAGCGGAGCUAAAAGCGUCCCAUUUUAUAGCGGCGUCGUAUUAUUUUUUUUUUUAAUUUUUGACAAACUUCAGACGAUUUUUGGUGAACCGGCUGUCUCCCGGUGUUGACAGACUAUCAUGCCGCGGUAGUGUCGCUUCGUCCCCGGCGUCUCUGUCUCUCUCUCUCUGUCUGUCCCUCUCUCUGCCGCCCUGCACCAGCAGACUUGCGGGUCAGUAGCUAACACUCACCGGGGGCAUUGUGCGGUAUGUAGCCAUGGCAUGCUAAUCAUCCAUCAGCACGGUCGGUGAGUGCUUGCACCGAUGCAGGACAGAUCAUGUAGUUGUCCGUGAAGGAUUGCUGUGAUAACGUGGUUUGAUUCAGCCUUGGACUGUGGACAGGGCCUCGCAGGCUCCCGACUGUGUGUUAGCUAGUCCGGAGUGAUCACACACUCACACUUCUGCAAAACAUGUAAAGCGAGCAAACUUCUGGAGGUCAAUAAUGUAACAUUAUCGAGCUGGUGGGCCUUUUUAAGUUCAUGACUUGGCGGCAGGCCAGCGUUAUCAGCAACAUGAGCAACUCCGGAGUAAUGCCGCAAGAAAAGAUGGAGCUGGAUCUGGAUAUCCCAUCGUCAUUAGUUCAGAGCGACGGACAUCUGAGGAGAUCCAACAGUGCACCCAUGAUAAAUGGCCUAAGCGAUAACUCCCAAGUGUUCCAGAGAGAGGUCCUACGCAGCCGGAGGAACAGCACUACCGUUGUCCACAGGCCCAACAUGGUUCCUUCGUCGCCUAUUCGUGUCCCCAGCACCAGAUUGCAUCAGAUCAAACAGGAGGAGGGCGUCGAUGUGAUGAACAGAGAGACUGCUCACGAGCGGGAAGUUCAAGCCGCCAUGCAGAUGAGCCAGUCAUGGGAAGAGAGCCUCAGCCUGAGCGACAACGACCUGGAGAAGUCGGCGUCUUCGUCCCCGAAGAGGAUCGACUUCGUGCCCGUGUCCCCGGCUCCGUCACCAACCAGAGGGAUCGGCAAGAAGCAGUGCUUCUCUCCUUCACUACAAAUCCAGGUGAGCAGUAACGGCCUGACGCCCAGCCCCAUCCCCAGCCCCACACGGCGCUUCAGCCGACGAAGCCAAAGCCCGAUCAACUGCAUCAGAGCGAGCAUACUCGGCCCCAUCAAACGCAAAGGGGAGAUGGAAACGGAGAGUCAGCCCAAGCGGCUGUUCCAGGGCACCACCACCAUGCUCUCCUCAGACGUCUCCACCCUGUCAGACCUCAGCGCCUGCCACUCUCCAGAGCUCCUGGACGGCAGCCUCAGCAGCGUCGGCUCCUCCACCGACUCCCCGGGCAAAAUGGAUGGCGUGUCCCCUUCGUCAUCCAGCAACUCGCCCUUCGCCUCCCUUCAGGAUUUGUCCCCCAAAUGAUGAGCUCGGUGGAGGGGGGACGGGGGCGAUCCGACUCUGACCCUUCACCUCUCCGUCGCCUGACUCUUAGUGGACUUUCCUGUGUUUUGCUUUUCGAACGGCUGCAGAGGAGGAAGGGGGGGGGGGGCGCCGGGCGUGGUGAACCCGGGGAAAGUGACUGACACACUGUGAGCGCCGGCUGCUGUGUGGUCGUCCAGCGGCUUCCCUCACCCGAGAGACACUCGCAGCACUGGACACACACAGAUAAACCCUCCUGCCCUGUCUGUGUGCCGGGAAGCCUUCGUAUGUAAACAGUCUGCAGCUUUUUCUAAGAGAAGAUUUAACUUAUUAUUUCCCUGCUUUGUUUGUAAUUCUGUACAGAUUCCUGGACGUCCCGUGUCAUGGCAGUGGCUUUAUUUUUUUGGCUCUGAGGUGAAUGUAGACACAGGUCUUCAACUGCUUUCUGUCUGAAAGGAACUUAAUCUACUUUUGGGGUACAUGUUGGAGGAGUUUCAGGAUCUUUUAGCGACCUGUGGCGUUUCCUUUCCUUUCCUUUCCUCCUGACUUGACUUGCUGCAUUGAGUGAACGGCGACAGUCGACACUAAAGGUUUUUCCUCCACAUCCUGUGUUCGUGUCAGGGUGACUUUUUGUAGAUACGAAAAAGAAAUGGAAAUAUUUUCUUGUUCUUCUUCUGGCAAAGUGUUCUUAUUUAUGGAGAUGUUUAUUAUAAAGCCCGAUCGGUGGUUAACAGUGAAACCAUUUGUGUCGUCGUUCACACCGAAUGAACUUACUGCCGACGCGCCCGGCCGAGGUUUAAAAAAAACAAACGCGGAGCAGCGUUGUGCGUGCAGAGACCGCUGUGGUCGCCUGUAUUCAGAGCUCACUGCACAGGAUGUGCAGUCCUGUGGUGUUUCAGCCUGUGUGAGUCUUAAAGGAGUCUAGCUUGACUUUCUCUCCCCGAGUGGAAACCUUGAUGUGGAGGCGACGCCUGCACUGUGAUAUUUGCACCUACGUUUGCUUCCAGUCUCCAAGACCCCACCGUCUGCGUAAAGUAAUAACUUCCAGCCCCCCCGCCGCCCCCACUCCCCUCCCCGCAGCCUUCAAUGUUUCUGUACAAAAAAAAAAAGAUUGUAAAGCAUUUUAUGGACAUGUGCCCUCUUAAUUUAAAGAAACGUGUGGUUGCAGUUCUUUUGCUGAAUGUCUUUUCCUUUAUACAAAGAAGUUGAGGUAUGCAGUCCGCUCGCCCUGCUGUCGAGAUGUUUUUAUUUUUUAUUUUUUUCCUUCCUACGUUCACGGUGUAAGGAGGUGAAGCUACACUGUGUCUGACGGAGAGGCUGUAGUCUGCUCGGCUGGCUAACACUCGCCCGUGCUCGUCUUCUGUGAUCGCCAUUGUAGCAGAUGUCAGGAAUAAAUAAAUUAUUUCAUUAUUACCUUCG
This is a messenger RNA of Salarias fasciatus (jewelled blenny), 3107 nucleotides long. RefSeq names its product PABIR family member 2 (gene pabir2). The transcript is spliced from 10 exons. The record is from RefSeq and is a predicted model, not a curated record. The coding region runs from base 813 to 1691 and encodes 292 amino acids. Gene Ontology annotation, molecular function: protein serine/threonine phosphatase inhibitor activity. NCBI's taxonomy places the organism in Eukaryota, Metazoa, Chordata, Actinopteri, Blenniiformes, Blenniidae.